Messenger RNA from Elgaria multicarinata webbii, 3777 nucleotides. It is a transcript of the gene RAPGEFL1, whose product is annotated as Rap guanine nucleotide exchange factor like 1. Gene Ontology annotation, biological process: positive regulation of GTPase activity; Ras protein signal transduction. The transcript is spliced from 15 exons. Lineage: Eukaryota; Metazoa; Chordata; Lepidosauria; Squamata; Anguidae. The record is from RefSeq and is a predicted model, not a curated record. The coding region runs from base 139 to 2064 and encodes 641 amino acids. Gene Ontology annotation, cellular component: plasma membrane. Gene Ontology annotation, molecular function: guanyl-nucleotide exchange factor activity.
UCUCCGCCCCCACCUGCAGCACGCGCAGUGGUCCACCCCGGAUCCCCCAUUUUGGCCGAGGCUGAGAAGGGCGCAUUGGAGCACCCCUCGUCCUGGGGCCCUGCUGCGCCCCUGGGUGCCCCCGCCGUGGCCGGCGGGAUGAAGCCUUUGGAGAAAUUUCUCAAGAAGCAGGGCUCCCACUUGGCUGCCCGGGCUGGCCCUGGGGCCGGGGGGCAGGUGCCUCGCAGGCAAAGCGUCUCCAAGAUCCUGCUGCCUGGAUUCCUCAAGGAGCCCCUCGAAGAGCUGCCUGAAGGGGGCAUGGAAACCUCUGGCGACGGGCGAUGGCUGGAACUGCGGCCCCCGGAUUCCGCUCUGCGCUCCCCAACGUCCUUCUCCUCGGAAGAGCUGUCCCCGGGCGGCGGCGGUGGCAGCGGCGGAGGCGGCGGCAGCGGCGAGAGCCAGCUCAGCCCGGAUUCGGUGCCCACCUGCUGUUGGGCACCGCUGGCAGAACCCGAGAGCCCCGAUCGGUUGCUGGGGAGGCUGCUGGAGAGGCUGGGAGGGGACCCGACAGCCCCCCAUGGGCAUGGCUGUGGUACAGACCUGCUCCUAGAUGACAUUGUCCUCACCCACUCGUUGUUCCUGCCCACGGAGCAGUUCCUGCAUCAGCUGCAUCAGCACUUCAUGACGGCAUCAACAAUCCCAUCACCGUCAUGUUGGAAGGAAGGUGAGGCCAUGCACCGGAAGCGAGCGGUUCUGGUUAUUUUGCUGCAUUUUCUUGAGACGUACAAGGGGAUCUUGCAGGAGGAGGAGAAAGCAGGCAAAGUCAUCAAGGAUCUGUAUCUGCUGAUCAUGAAGGACUCAUCCCUCUACCACAAACUGGAAGAUGAAAUUCUGAAGCUACAUCAACUUGUAGAGACAGUUGAGCUCAAGGUGACUGAAGAAAGCCAUCCCCCCAGCAAACAAGUAAAACCCCUAUUCAGGCAUUUUCGGCGCAUAGAUUCCUGUCUCCAGACGCGGGUUGCUUUCCGUGGGUCAGAUGAAAUCUUCUGCCGUGUCUACAUGCCCGACCACUCCUAUGUCACCAUCCGCAGCCGCCUCUCAGCCUCUGUGCAGGACAUCCUUGCCUCCGUGACAGAGAAGCUCCAGUAUUCUGACGAACAGCCCACGCGGGAGGAGGCGCUCAUCCUGGUGGCGGUAGCAUCUUCCGGAGAGAAAUCUGUGCUACAGCCCAAUGAAGAGUGUGUUUUCACUACCUUGGGGAUAAACAGCCAUCUCUUUGCCUGCACUAAGGAUACUUUUCCAUCACUGGUCCCUCUACCAGAUGAAAUCCAAGUGUCCCCAGGUGAUACAGAGAUCCACCGGGUCGAAGCUGAGGACGUGGCCAAUCACCUCACAGCCUUCCACUGGGAAUUGUUUCGCUGCGUCCAUGAGCUGGAAUUUGUGGACUAUGUGUUCCACGGGGAACGUGGCCGACGGGAAACGGCCAACCUGGAGUUGCUGCUGCAGCGUUGCAGCGAAGUUCAGCACUGGGUGGCCACCGAGGUGUUGCUCUGCGAGUCACUGGGGAAGCGGGCCCACCUGCUCAGGAAGUUCAUCAAGGUUGCAGCUGUAUGUAAACAGAACCAGGACAUGUUAACAUUCUACGCUGUGGUUAUAGGGCUGAACAACGCGCCUGUCAGCCGUUUGCGUCUCACCUGGGAGAAACUUCCAGGGAAAUUUAAGAACCUGUUCCGGAAAUUUGAAAACCUAACCGACCCCUGCAGGAAUCAUAAAAGCUAUAGAGAAGUCCUCUCUAGGAUGAAGCCCCCCAUUAUCCCUUUUGUGCCCCUCAUCUUAAAAGACCUGACAUUUUUGCAUGAAGCUAGCAAAACCUUGGUGGAUGGACUGGUCAAUGUAGAAAAGCUGCACUCGGUAGCAGAGAAAGUUCGGACAAUCAGGAAAUGCCGGAGCCGGCCCCUCUGCCUGGAAAUGGAGUCAUCUCCCCAGCAGCUGCAGACGAAAGCUUAUGUCCGGCAAUUCCAAGUUCUUGACAAUCAGAACCUGCUUUUUGAGCUUUCUCACAAGCUGGAGUCAAACAGCCAAUGAAGCCACUGCCCAGAGGUGGGCAUUGCUGGCAAAGAAUGUUUACUCUGCGUGAUACUCAAGCACUUUUUGGACGUACAGGGGUUCCUCCUAGGGCUUGUCCUGAUUGGAGAGGACGGCAUGGAGUCACCAAACGGCAGGGAUAGCCCAGGGCAUUUUGGUGUCUGAGGUGCGAAAUCAAAAUGGCACCUUGCUUUCCUUCUAAUUAACAUGAGACACAGUUCUGUCAGGGAAUUCUGCUGCUGGGGCUGGCCCAAGACAUUUUUAUGCUGGAGGUGGAAAAUCCAAAUGCCCCCCUCAACACCCCUGCAUAUAUAUAUUUUUUAAAAAACUAUUUAAUAAUUGACAAGUUGCUGCCUUUUUAAUUGUAUCUACCACUUUUGUCUAGUAGCGGAGCUAGCCCUGUUUCCUGCGCAAGCCUCACUGAAAUGAUCGGGAGGUGCGCAAGAGUACAUCUGAGUGGGGCUUGGGCUGGACAACUUCCCAGUGGAUUACAAUUGCCCAUUGGUCAGAUCUGUUGAUUCCUACUCAGCUGUCUUUAAUGGCAUGAAAAGUCUGCUGCCUCUGAGGCAGCCACGCCAUUUUGCCUCAUGGCCUCCUUUUACAGAGUGGUUAGGCCUGAAAAUGAAAUGGCCCGAGGAGAUGGAAUAGUGUUUUGUGGAGGAGGUCAAGCCAAACCUGGAUGUGUUAACUAGCUUGUAGGACAGCUUGCACUGGAGGUCAGUGCCCUAUUCUGGCAGUUUUCCUCCCCACCAUAAGCAUAAUAAAUUUUGAAUCAGAUAAAUAAGCUUCCAAUGUCAUGAAUGGGACACAGUAAAGCUGCCAGAAGCAGCAUGUUCAUUUUCUAUCCUGCUCAUAUUUCUACAGUAUUAAUGUACAUUUAUAUUGCCAUCACAGAAAGAUUUGAUGUAGAAAUCUUUUUUAAAAAAAUAUUAUUAAGGAUUACCAGGACAUUCAGUAAAGUCUUCUCAGGAUUCAGUUCUCACUGACUGUUUAACAACAACAGCUAGUUCAGGUAAAUAAGGUAGAAAAAUAUUUUUGCCUUCCUUGUUAAAACCCUGCAUCGACUGGGUGUGAUGAAUGGAAUAGCAUUCAAAAAUUUCCAUGAUUGGGGUUUGUAACUGGAAUUUUAAAUUUUAAAUACACAUCAAACCUAUAUGUCUACUGCAGUUCCUUAUUGGAACAUAUCCAAACUAGAGACUUUAAGUGGCCUAAAAAUUCAUUCUAGAUCCCCAGAGGAUUGCUGUUCUUUGAUAGGGACCAGGGAGCUCUUAACAAAAAAUCUGUGGCACUCUCACCAAACAACAACUCUUGGAUUCAUUGUGGGAAGCCAUGACAGUUAAAGUGGUAUGAACCAGAGUUGGGGAGAACGUAGAUCUGGAUUAUACUGCUGAAGUCAAGAAAGGUUGAGGCGCCAGGAGAGGAUUUUUGUGUGGAAGGACUGAGAGGUCCCUUCAGUUUUGGUAUUCAAAACAAAUUCCUGGGCUGAGAAUUCUUUAAUUCUAAAUGUAUGUCUUUUGCAUCAGCCUCUAGUUGGUGGAUCUCAGAGUUCCAGUAAAAAGUGAAAUACAUCCUGCAAGUCUGCUUAUCUAUGGUAUAAACCAUAUCAACAUUUAUAGUCUUGAUAUUAGGGAUGUGCUCCGCUUCUAAUCGGACCGGCGAAUUAGAAGCGGAGCAGGGGGCUUCGCCUGCCCUUAAGGCGGAGGCGAAGAGGAU